AAAAAAGGAAAAUAGAAAAGUUGUUUGAAGCGCAUGAUGCAAUAAAACAAAACCAUUUUAUUAUAGUUCUUUCUUUAAAAACAUCACAUGGGAAUCUUCAUAAAAAUUCAUUGCACAAUCAUCAUUACCUUCACCAUUACUGUUAUUGUUCUUCAUUAAUCUAAUCUCCUUUUGGGCCUUUUACUAUUCCUACUUAAAUUCUCAACUAUUAACCACCAACCUCCUCCUAAAUCCAAUUUGUUCUUAUUAUCUUUUGUCGUUUAGCAACGAAGAAUAGUGUUCAGGGUUUUGGAAAUUGAAAUUGGAAUUUGCGAGCUUGUAAUUGUUCAUUUUAAGCAUGAUCUUGAGUUUCUGUUGUUUUUUUGUAUUUUUCUUCAAGUUAUUCUAUCAUCACCUGCUUUGAGGGGAAACUCGGGUUUUGAGUUCAUAAAGGGGGAGAACAUGGAUUUGCAUGAAUCUCAUUCUUGGACCCUUGGAGGUCUGAUUGGAGCAUUUAUUGACCUUGUUAUAGCUUACUUCUUGCUAUGUGGGUCAGCUUUUGCUUUCUUUGCCUCCAAAUUCUUCUGGUUUUUUGGACUCUUUAUGCCAUGCCCCUGCAAGGGUAGUUUUGGGUAUAUGAACAGCACUUUCUGUGUUCACAAACUGUUAUUUGAAUGGCCUUCAACAAAGAUAUGCUCAAUUCAAGUGAUGGCAGUGAAUAGGUUCCCUUUUGAUCUUGUUAGGGUGAAGGGGCAUUCAUGUGGCAAUGAUAGGGAUGUUGUUGAGUUGGAGGAUGAGGCUUCUUGUAGUUCGUGUUCGGGGCCUCGUUUGCUUCCUUUGGUUGAGAAUGAAAAUGGUUAUGAUGCUAAGGGGAAGAGGGUUAUGAGCUUGAAAAGAAGAUCCGGAAUUCGGCGUCGUCGGAGGGCUAAUAAUUAUGGUUCUGGGAAGUUGACUUUGGUUAGUUGUUCUGAUAGUAUGCAGUCUAAUGUUGCUUCUACUUCGCUCUUGCCUUGUGACGAUGGGAUUGCAGGAAAAACCAAGGAAAAGAUAAAUCCUGAUCCAAGGAAAGAAGUUGCUGUACUUGAUGUUGAUGAUGUUCAAACUGGCCAUGAUUUGGAUGUAAAGACAUGUGAUAGUUAUGAAUUUAAUGGAUCAAUGGUGGAUAGUCCAGGCCAAGACAAAUGUUCUUCUUUGUUGGAAAAUUACAUCAAUAGCGUGCGAGACGCAGUCCAGGUUCACGGGAAUGGAGAAGAACGGAUCAAGAUUUUGGAAGACGCACUAGAAGAAGAGAAAGCUGCCUAUGCUGCACUCUACCUAGAGCUAGAGAAGGAGAGAGCUGCAGCCGCUACUGCUGCUGAUGAAGCCAUGGCUAUGAUAUCUCGUUUGCAGGAGGAGAAGGCAUCAAUGGAAAUGGAAAUGAGGCAAUAUCAGAGGAUGAUAGAAGAACGAUUCACUUACGAUGAAGAGGAGAUGAUUAUUCUGCAAGAGAUCCUCAUAAGGAGGGAAAGGGAGAAUCACUUUCUGGAAAAGGAGCUCGAAGCUUAUAGGCAGAUGGGUUUGAGAGGAAGUGACAGGUCAAAUAAUGGCAAGCCAAGGGUGUUAUCGGAUGAAUGGGAACAAGCACUUCCUAUUAUGCUCGAAACACAUGAAGAGGUACUGCAGAAUGAAUGCACUAUAUCAGUCAAGAAAGAUGAACCCUCUAAUAUUUCCUCGGAUUACAUGUUAGCUCCAACUUGUAUCAGCAUGGAAGGUGGAGAAAUGCGGGCAAAAGACAUAGAACAUGAUACUGAGCCGGAUGUUCUUGAUGUCCAUGUUGUUGAUGACAACAUAGAACUUAGGGAACAGGAAAAUAAAACAAAUAAUAAUAUAGUGAGUAAGUGUCCUAGGACAGGCAAUGAUUCAGGAAGGGAUUCUUCAUGUUUAAACAACAAUGAAAAGCUGAAGAUUGACACGGAGAUCGAGAAGCUCGGUGAAAGGCUGAAGAUGAUACAGCAUGAGAAAGGAAAAUUGUAUAUCUUUGCAGAGAAUGGAGAAAGUGAAAGGGUUCAGUCGAAUCUUUUAGAGGAGAUAUCAGGCCAGAUUCUACAGACUAAAGAAUUGAGAAACAUUGCUCGUGGAGCUUCCUUGCCUCCUUCAUCUGUUAAGGUGAGCUUGAGGAAAAGACGCUGCCAAAGUGCUUCUUGGGAAUCUAGUGAAAGUUCAUGAGUUUUGUGCCUAUGGCACUCUGGAAAUUGUAAAUGGCAACCAACUUCGGUAGCUACUUUGGUAUUCAGUAUUCAUCACUAGCACCUAGUAUUCCAUGUUGUUAUGUUUUAGGGUGUAAAUAAACUUUAUCAUAGCCCCAAUAAAGCUCAAAAUGUAGUUAAAAUAAGCAGUUUUUAAGCCUUAGUACAAGUCAUUCCCCCACCCUUUGCGUUUGUUGUUUGCCUUGGUGGGAUAUGAUCUGUAAUCAUAUUUUUCUUGUGAUCAUUAGUUUGAUCUUCCGUUCUUUGUUGAUGUAGCUUUUGAGGUAUUAUUAUUAUUAUCAUGUCUAUAAAGCAUAGAGGACAACUUGUGAAUGUAAUUAUUUGUUUUUUCAGUUUCUUAUUGUAUUAAUAUGAUUA
Molecule: messenger RNA, 2582 nt
Organism: Arachis stenosperma
Lineage: Eukaryota; Viridiplantae; Streptophyta; Magnoliopsida; Fabales; Fabaceae
Product: probable myosin-binding protein 6
Exons: 4
Coding region: 442-2184 (580 amino acids)
Source: RefSeq, a predicted model, not a curated record